ACUUUUGGGCCUACGUUCGGUGCGUUGUGUUGUAACUACAGCUUGUCACCGCUGGACGGCAGCAGUAGUUUGGGCGAGACCCGGAAUACCCGUAGAAGAAGAUUUUGUUUGCUGGUACGGUUGUGGCAGUACUAGUCAGCAGGUUGCAGGUGUAGACAAGCUGCUGCGUCCCUGGGUGAAAAUGUAUGAUCAGAAAAAUGACCACAGCAAUGAUGUGGAUGACCUGUCAGCCAGCGAUGACUCUGAGCCCGAAGAAUGGCCCAGCAGAGCUCCCUUUGACCCAGAGUUGGAUCAUGAGGAUGAUGACAAUGACAAGGGAGAGGUUGAGACCUCUGCUCUAGCUGCUCAGCCUUCAUUCAGUCUGAGAGGAGGGAGCUCAGCUUUCUCAGACCGCAGACACAGUAUCUUUGACUGCCUGGACAGCAUAUCCCCGCAGACCUCCUCUUCUACGAACCAGGACCACGUUACAGAUGGAAAGUUUGUUCGGCCUGAGCCUCCACACCCCAGGAGGAAGACGAGUCAGCCUCCACCCACCAGCCCCCCACCACAGAAGAAGAGAGGGGUCCCAGACUAUCUGGUUCACCCUGAGCGCUGGACCCGCUACAGUCUGGAGGAUGUGCCUGAGACCAGCGACGGGGACAACAGCAGGAUUGCUCACCAAUUCCUGUCUAGUCUGCAGCAUGAAAUACAGAGUGAUCCAACCUGUGCCAUCCAGCAAAGGAUGAUCUUCUGCAAACCCAACCGGCUGCUGAAGGAACAGGCUGCAGAUCAGCUCUCAGCUGUCAGAGGAAAGGAGAGGGGGAUGCACCUGAGUCAUCUGGAGGAGGAGGAGGAUGACAAGGAUGAGAGGUGCAGGGAGAGAGAGAAGGUUGGAGUAAGAAGAACAGACCACAGUGAAGAAGAGACUGAAGAAAGACCGAGAGAGGGGGAAAAGGACAUGAGGAGAGCUGUGGGUCAGCCAGAGUUGGACACAUUGAAACCAUUGCAGAAAGAAAAAGGUGAGGAGGAGGAAAAAGAGGCCAACCCUGGCUUCACCUCCUUCAGAAAGACAAAAAGUAAAAACUACAGGAAGAGUUCAGAGCAAGAGGACAACUAACCAUGACACAACUUUGUCAGUGUCAUAAUACAAACAGCAGUCAAAUCUAACUGUUCUCAAACCUGUUCCAUAGCACGCUUACACACUAAAUUAACAGCAGAGGUUGUAUGUCCCAUGUCGCCUCUGACCACACCCAGUGUGAUUCAUAGCUGUGUGCCCCUGUAAUGACACCUGACAGUGAUGUCACAUUGUACUGUAGUACACCUGUACAUCACUGCAGCCAGUUGAGAAGUUGGGUAAAUCCCAAUUCCCUUAAUUGCAUCCAUGUUUUGUUAACUUGCAUCCUUUCCUUGUGUCUUAGUCUAACCAAUGUAAGUGAGGAAAAAAUGUGAGGAGAGAGGUUGUUCCUAUGGAUAUGAGAUGUCCUUUUCUCAGAGCCUUCAUCUGAAGCAUCCAAUCACCAACUCAUUUUUGAUAAAGGGGCACAUUGGUCAAUAAAAGACUUCUGUGCAGGACGCUCUUGUGUAUCCUUGCUUAUGGCUCCUACAGCAACCUCCUCACCCCUCGAUUCUCAGAGCAGGAGUAAGAGCUUUGUUACGUCCUCCAGAUGGCACACAGGGCUGGCUUUCAGGAUGACUGAAGUGAGGAAUGAUCAAAUAAGGGAUUUGGGAUUUACCUGUUGUGUUUCUGAAGUUAGUUGUUAGCAUGUCUGGCUAAGUAUCUAUAGUAAAAGGCCAGAGAGCAUUUCAUUAUUUAAUUACAGUUUGCGGGGUGACAAGUCCUGUUAAAAAAUUCACCAUUUUAAAAGUUUGCCUCAGUCUGUUUUUAACCAACUCAUAGAGCUAAUGUUAGCUGCAUUAGCUCACUAUGGCAGAUAAAGGCCACCAGUAGAAUACAUCAACAGUCAAGAAGAAGUGAGAAGCUACUUCUGUCUGAAAUCAAAGACCUCAUUACAAACAUCCCUGUGGACUUGGUGGGUUAAUCUGUUAUUUCUCUAAAUAGAAUAUAUUCUGGAAAUGAAAGAUUGGCAGGUUAACAGUAGCAAUGUCGUCAGUCCACUGCCACUGGCAACCACACCAUACCCAUACCAUACCAUAGCAGGGUCUGCGUGUUUCCAUUGGAUCGUACUCAUGCUGAAACCGGGCUGAAAAGAGUGAUAUCUGGCCCUGAGCAGUAGGUCCCAAAGCGUGCAACCCUAUCCCUAACCUGGCCAUUUACGUCACUGCAUUCUGAGAGAAAACUUGAACAACAGGAAGUGUCUCAGCUGAAAAAAGAGAGCCGCUCCCUUUAAAACAAAAGAAAUAAAGAAGAUGGCAGCACAUUAUGAAGAAGCAAAAGGAUGCCAAUACAGAAGCUAUAUUUGUCAAAUCCAUGUUUGCUCUGUUGUGCACCUACUGUUGAUGUAUGUUCUGGUCACAUGAAGAGGGCACUGUGACGUACUCUGCAAGAGCAACACUCAUAUUUUGCAGUGGAAACACAAACGUGUACUGGUGCCAGGCAGCCCAGGCAGAGAGCCACUCG
Monopterus albus (swamp eel) is the source of this 2557-nucleotide messenger RNA. It is a transcript of the gene tssc4, whose product is annotated as tumor suppressing subtransferable candidate 4. The transcript has 2 exons. Bases 182 to 1096 code for a protein of 304 amino acids. NCBI's taxonomy places the organism in Eukaryota, Metazoa, Chordata, Actinopteri, Synbranchiformes, Synbranchidae. The record is from RefSeq and is a predicted model, not a curated record.